Messenger RNA from Apus apus (common swift), 2507 nucleotides. RefSeq names its product acyl-CoA dehydrogenase short chain (gene ACADS). NCBI's taxonomy places the organism in Eukaryota, Metazoa, Chordata, Aves, Apodiformes, Apodidae. The coding region runs from base 43 to 1290 and encodes 415 amino acids. Gene Ontology annotation, biological process: butyrate catabolic process; fatty acid beta-oxidation using acyl-CoA dehydrogenase. Gene Ontology annotation, molecular function: flavin adenine dinucleotide binding. The record is from RefSeq and is a predicted model, not a curated record. Gene Ontology annotation, cellular component: mitochondrion. The transcript has 10 exons.
CGUGCGCUGUUUCUUCGCUCCCCUCAGGCGACGGCGGCGGGAAUGGCGGCGGGAAGAGCGGCGGCUCUGCUGGCCCGGGGCGCUGGAGCCGCCAGGGCACUGGCCUUUGGGUGCCUCCGCAGACUGCACACGGUGUACCAGUCAGUGGAGCUGCCAGAAACACACCAGAUGCUUCGUCAAACGUGCAGGGACUUCGCAGAAAAGGAGCUAAUGCCUCUCGCAGCUCAGCUGGAUAAAGAACACCGCUUCCCAGCCGAGCAGGUGAAGAAGAUGGGUGGCUUAGGGCUGCUGGCUGUGGAUGUGCCUGAGGAGUACAAAGGAGCAGGCCUUGACUACCUGGCUUAUUCCAUUGCCGUGGAGGAGAUCAGCAGGGGCUGCGCAUCCACGGGUGUCAUUGUCAGCGUCAAUAAUUCUCUGUAUCUAGGGCCAAUACUCAAGUUUGGCUCUGAGGAACAGAAGCACAAGUGGAUUGCGCCCUUCACCAGUGGAGAGAAAAUUGGCUGUUUUGCCCUUAGUGAACCAGGAAAUGGCAGUGACGCAGGGGCGGCAUCCACGGUGGCACGCCUGGAGGGUGACCAGUGGGUUCUGAAUGGCACCAAGGCCUGGAUCACCAACGCUUGGGACGCUUCGGCCAGUGUGGUGUUUGCUACUACGGAUAAAUCCCUGAAGCACAAGGGCAUUAGUGCGUUCCUGGUUCCCAUGCCAACUCCUGGGCUGUCACUAGGGAAGAAAGAAGACAAGCUGGGAAUCCGAGCCUCUUCCACUGCCAACCUGAUAUUUGAGGACUGUCGGAUACCCAAGGCAAACCUACUGGGGCAGCCAGGAAUGGGCUUCAAGAUUGCCAUGCAAACUCUGGAUGCAGGAAGGAUUGGUAUCGCCUCACAGGCUCUUGGCAUAGCACAGGCAGCUCUGGACUGUGCUGUGGAUUAUGCUGAGAAGAGAAUGGCCUUUGGGUCACCCAUCACAAAGCUACAGGCAGUGCAGUUCAAGCUAGCAGAUAUGGCUGUGGCAUUGGAGGGUGCGCGCUUGCUGACCUGGAGAGCUGCUAUGCUGAAAGACAAUGGGAAGCCCUUCACAAAGGAAGCAGCGAUGGCUAAGCUGGCUGCAUCAGAAGCUGCAACAGCCAUUGCUCAUCAGGCCAUCCAGAUCCUGGGCGGGAUGGGCUACGUGACAGAGAUGCCAGCAGAACGCCAUUACCGCGACGCUCGCAUCACUGAGAUCUAUGAGGGCACCAGUGAGAUCCAAAGACUGGUGAUAGCAGGUCAAUUGCUGAAGGCCUACCGUGGCUGAGGAGGCCGAGUAGUGCCAGACACUGCCCUAGAGUGCCUUGAAACAGAGAACACCAGCGAUGGAAUCUUGGCCCUCUCAAACAAGGCUAAUGAUGGAAGAUUUCCUCACCAAUGAGUAACCCUCUUGUUAAAAAUGUGCUGAUUCUUCUUUGGACAAAGUACAGUGCUUGGAAGGCCGUAUCUAGGUUAGUAAGUGAUGGCUGUAAGUGCAGGUAGGAGGAGGCACCCUGUCCUUGUAGGGGAGUGUAGGUCUUUUCCUAAACCAGAGUGUUGUUUUGGUUUGGCAGCAGCAAAAAUGACUUUGCUGUUUGGUGAAGUCAGCAGCUAUCCUUGCGCACUUCCUAGCUACUGCUUGUUUUGCAAGGAUUUGUCACUACAUGGUACUUGAUGACCAGUGCCAGAAUUAGAGGUGCUGAGACACUUGACCCCUGUGCUCUGUUCCAGGCUGGAGGUUACACUGCCUCUGCUGAUCAGAUGUCAAUGAAUUUCAGGUGUGAGAUGCUCCCAGUUGGACACAGGCUGUGCUGAGGUAGUCCUUGCAGCAGUGCACAUUUCCCCACUUCCAGCAGGAGAGGAGCCAGGCGGGAGAAUGCAGGUACUAAUUAUGCACAAAGGGAAUGUUGUACAGGCUGUCUAUGUAGAUGUACAAAGGUCAGGAAAACCCUCUCAGUCUUGGCCAGUAGAGCCCAGCAGCCUGCCUGCUCAUGCACUUAAAAAAAUGUAGGUGUAAAAGCAAAGGACAGAAAAUCUACAAUGCCUGAGACUUGAUUAAAAAAAAACAACCCACCACCACAAAACCUCUGCUCCCAAAGCUGCUUUUACUAUAUCAACAACUACCCAACAGGAAAGAGUGCAUGAAAUGGCAGUAACAGCCUUUAAUCUACAUGUUUUGGGCAGCAACUAGGCAAUGAACAGAUGACAUCAAAAAACCUUACCAGAAGAUUUAGCAGUAGCACAUAGCCUCAGUCAGUUACCUUCGGCAGUAAAUUAACUUGUAGAAGAUUCAACAGCCAAAAGAAAAGCUCCAAGCUCAGGAAAAGAUGGAGAGAAUUAAGGCUACAGCCUGUGUGGCCUGCCCUCUCGUCCAAAUGAUGAGUACACUAAAGAUUAUUUUUACUGUGGUGCCAUUUAUUUCAAUUUCUGUGGAAAGAAAAACCAAGAGGAUUCUACUACACAUAAGAAAACAGAGAAGACAAAUAAAACCUGAUUUUAAAAGGA